CCCCGCCCCAUUCCCCUUCCUCCUCCGCCUCCGCCGCGUCCCCCGAUGGCGGCGUUCGCCGCCGACGAGUUCUUCCUCGACAUCGACGAGGACGGCCCGGGGGCGCUCGGCGAGGUCUCCUACUUCUCCUUCUCCGAGGAGGAGCACCAGUUCAUCCACUCCGACAUCGCCCCCGGCUUCGACAUCGAAACCCUAACCCCGACCCCCGGCUCCCCCUUCUCCUUGGACUCCGACCGCGACCGCGACCUCUCCCCGCCCCUCUUCCACAUGCGCAGCGCCAUCUCCCCGUCCCGCUCCCCGCCCUUCUGGGACUGCCUCGAGGAGGACCUCGCCGACAACCUCGCCGACGUCCUCGACUGGGAGGAGAUCCCCGACUCCGCCGACGACGCAUCCGCCCCCGUCGGUGCCGGCGGGACCGGGCCCGUCCGAGGCCAAGCCGGCGAAGGGAUCGGAGAGGUCGACCCCGACGUGUUCGGCUUCUUCAGCGAGCGGGACAUCCUGGGCGUGAUGGAGGGGGUCGACAGCGGGGACGAGUCCCUCUUCUCCGACGAGCCGCCCUUCAACUUCGGCGACCUCGACGACGAGGGCCAGGAGAUCGACGACAUGUUCCGCAGCGUGGGGUGGGAGGAGGUGAUCCCGCCUACGCUCGACAACGACGACGAGUUCGAAGUCCUGCCGGGCCACAUGGUGGACGCGGCGGUGGGGGGCGCGCCGCCUGCCGCGCGCGCGGCGGUGGAGCGGCUCCAGGUGGCGGUGAUCGGCGGGGAGGACGCCGCGCAUGGCUGCGCCGUGUGCAAGGACGGGAUCGUGCAGGGGGAGCUGGCCACGCGGCUGCCGUGCGCGCACUUCUACCACGGCGACUGCAUCGGCCCCUGGCUCGCCAUCCGCAACUCGUGCCCGGUCUGCCGUUACGAGCUCCCCACCGAUGACCCCGAUUACGAGAAGCAGCGGGCGAGGCGGUGCUCUGCUGGCGCCUCGGUGGGUUCGCCUAUGCACAUAUGAUCUGGGGUUUGCUUGGCGGUGGUAUGUCUUGGCUGCGAUUCCGUGGAAGUUAAGUGAGAAACCUCACUCUCUGACUGCCCAGUUAGGAUUAUUGGAGCUCACUAGCGUCAUACUUCUUUGGUUUUCAAGUGUUGGUGUAGCUGUUCUUCAUUGGGAAUUGGAUGGUAAGAACAAUGGUUGGUUACUUGGUUAGAGCUUCUGUACAUAUGCUUGUCCUGCUGCUUCAGUAAUACUGAAAACCACUUCACGCACGCAAUGCUGCUUUUUUAUUUGUAUUGUUUGUGACGGAUUGAUUCCUAUU
Molecule: messenger RNA, 1303 nt
Organism: Lolium rigidum
Lineage: Eukaryota; Viridiplantae; Streptophyta; Magnoliopsida; Poales; Poaceae
Exons: 1
Coding region: 46-1002 (318 amino acids)
Biological process (GO): protein ubiquitination
Cellular component (GO): cytoplasm
Molecular function (GO): ubiquitin protein ligase activity
Source: RefSeq, a predicted model, not a curated record